Anopheles maculipalpis is the source of this 1088-nucleotide messenger RNA. RefSeq names its product solute carrier family 35 member G1. Bases 48 to 1088 code for a protein of 346 amino acids. The record is from RefSeq and is a predicted model, not a curated record. Gene Ontology annotation, cellular component: membrane. The transcript is spliced from 2 exons. Lineage: Eukaryota; Metazoa; Arthropoda; Insecta; Diptera; Culicidae.
CGGGAUCGAAAAACACGACGCGGCCUCAACUGUACUCUAGCCACAAAAUGCCCGAACAUCUCGAACUGCAGCAGCUGGUGGAUGGGGUGUUGCAAGGCACCACACGCCAUCGGUCCCUGUCCUGGCUGCAAUGCUCAUGUCCUUACCUAGGGAUCAUCCUUGCGACGGUUUCUUCAUUUUUCUUUUCCCUUUGCUCGGUCAUUGUGAAAGGACUUGUUGAUGUAAAUCCUAUUGAGUUGGCUACGUUCAGAUUUAUCGGAGUACUGCUUCCAUCGAUACCGAUUGCAAUAUACCGCGAGGAGACGUUUUUCCCGGAAGGAAAGCGCAUCAUACUGGUGCUCCGAUGCUUCGUGGGCACAACGGGACUCAUGCUCAGCUUCUACGCUUUCCGCCACAUGCCACUGGCGGAUGCGUCGGUCAUAAUCUUCUCCACGCCCGUGUUUGUAGCCAUUUUUGCACGACUGUUUCUUCGCGAGGCAUGCGGCAUGUUCAACGUCAUCACCAUCAUCCUGACGCUCAUCGGUGUGGUGCUUAUCACCAAACCACCGUUCCUGUUCGGGGACAAUCAGGUAUCGAUAGUGGACGAGCAGAUUAUGGAAAAUGGCUACGACAUUUGGGGCCCGGUGGCGGCCCUCUCGUCCACGCUGUUCGGUGCGAACGCGUACGUGUUGCUGCGUGCCCUGAAAGGUCUCCACUUUUCCGUUAUCAUGUCCAACUUUGGCGCCUUUGCCUUGCUUUACACGCUUAUAGUGUGCUACUACAUCGGUGCACUGUGCUGGCCACUGUGCGGGACGGAUCGGCUUCUCGUUAUAGCACUAGCCCUGUUCAGCUUCGGUGGCCAGAUACUGCUGACGCUUGCACUGCAGUACGAACAGGCGGGUCCGGUAGCGAUUGCCCGUUCGGCCGAUAUCGUGUUUGCCUUCAUCUGGCAAAUAAUGUUUUUCAAGGAAACGCCCAGCCUUUACUCGGUGUUGGGUGCACUGCUGGUGGUCAGCUCGGUGGUCCUCUCGGGGCUGCGCAAAUGGGCCCUAGCAUUGCCGAGGGAUUCGGAAACGAGAAAAAAAUUACAUUUCCUCUAUCUGGAAUAG